Gamsiella multidivaricata is the source of this 1405-nucleotide messenger RNA. Its product is annotated as phosphatidic acid phosphatase type 2/haloperoxidase. The transcript is spliced from 3 exons. The record is from RefSeq and is a predicted model, not a curated record. Gene Ontology annotation, molecular function: phosphatidate phosphatase activity. NCBI's taxonomy places the organism in Eukaryota, Fungi, Mortierellomycota, Mortierellomycetes, Mortierellales, Mortierellaceae. Gene Ontology annotation, biological process: phospholipid metabolic process. The coding region runs from base 156 to 1199 and encodes 347 amino acids.
GAAAAAGGUCGCACCUUAAAAAGAGCCAAAGUCCUUUUCCCGUCUCACACUCCACCUCUCUCUUUUCCCCCACGGACCCCCUCUUGAUACCCAUCCUUGUCCUCGCCCCCAUCCCCUUCUUCUUCUUCUUCUUCAGCAGCAGCAGCAGCAUCAUCAUGGUUUCUAAAUGGCGCAUCCAGGCGCGCACAAAGGCCCUAUUUCUGUCCUACGGCAAAGACUGGGCCCUUGUCCUGAUCGUCCUCGCUGCCUUCUCCUACAUCGAUACCCUCGAACCCUUCCACCGCCAGUUCUCCGUCAAGGAUACGACCAUCCAGCAUCCCUUUGCAAAGAAAGAGACAAUUCCUGUCUGGCUUGCGCUCAUCCUCGCUUUCAUCUUGCCCGGAAUCAUCAUCGGCUGUAUCGCCAUCUUCCACCGGAGGUCCUACACUGAUCUGCACAAUGGCUUACUCGGUUUGUUCCUUGCUCAGGCACUCGUCUUGAUUGUUACAGACAGCAUCAAGAUCGCCGUAGGAAGGCCUCGCCCCGACCUUCUCGAUCGGUGCCUCAGUAUCUACGACAAUGACUAUGAUGGCACACCCCUUCCAUUGCUCACAGACCCAGUCAACAUGCUCUCCAACACUUCUAUCUGCACCAGGACGGAGCUGCUCAGGGACGGCUUCAAGUCCUUCCCCUCCGGACAUUCCUCCUUCUCCUUUGGUGGACUUGGCUACCUAUCCAUGUAUCUUGCAGGAAAACUCCAACUCUUUGAUGAGCGUGGGCAUAUUUACAAGUCCGUGGUCGUACUCGCCCCUCUCAUCCUGGCCGCGUUGAUUGCGACAUCUCGCGUGGACGACUACAGACACCAUUGGCAGGAUGUGACAGUCGGAUCCUUCAUCGGCUCUGUCUUUGCAGUCUUUUCCUACCGCCAAUACUACCCUUCCCUCGCUGCUGCGAAGUGCGGUCGCCCGUUCUCACCUCGUGUCUUUGAGGAGCUUUUGCCAACAACGCUGUUGUCUCACCAUCAUCAUCACGAUCAAGACGGCGAGCCACGCGCGGGGGAUGAGUCGUCUCGGCAAUCGUUCCUGAACAACAUGGGUGGAGCAGGAUCAAGGGAUAGUACUGCAAACAAUCUCUCAGGAACGAGUUUGGACGAGAUUCACGGUCAGGGCCCCAAAUAUGACACAACCUUGCCAUACGACCGGGUGCGUCUUGGACAGUAAAACUAGUAGGACCUUCUCGGGACUAACAUUGGCGCGAUCGGUCAAAGAUCUUACAACCAACAUCUAUCGGCAACAGCCCUGUGCAUACGCCCAGUGUGGUCGCACUUCUUGGUCCCAUGCGCCCGCGCACGCAAGCCCAAACGGCAUACCAUUAAACAUAUGCAUCUUCCUCAUUCUCCGUUAAUAAACUCUGAACUCUCACCCAC